UUGUGCUCGUGGCGGAGAGAGAUGGCUGUUCAGGCUGCCAUCAUGAACUCGCAGUUCUUAAACUUCUGUUUUCCUGGCUCGGUCAUGGAUUAUGAGGUGGAAAAGGGUCUGGAAGGGGGUCUCCUGGGUGAGAUGGACUGCGGGGGUGACUUCAGGGAGACCACUAGAGACCUGCUUAGCUUCAUCGACUCAGCUUCCAGCAACAUCAAACUUGCACUGGACAAGCCUGUUAAGUCUAAGAGGAAAGUCAACCACCGAAAGUACCUGCAGAAGCAGAUUAAGAGGUGCACAGGAAUCAUCUCGCCAGGGAGCACACUGGUUCAGGAGCCAUGUAAGAGGCAAGGCUCGCCCCCAGCCCCAACAAGCAACCUCUCCAGCAAAACGCCACCCAAGAAGGAUGGGAUGCAGGCCAGCCUGCAAAGCAAGAGUCUGGCUGCCCUCUUCAACUCGGCGAAGGAUGUACGAGGAGAGAGGGCCAAGAAGCCCCCGCUGCGGCAUCGAAACCUUCCUCCAUCCUUCUUCACAGAGCCGGCCAACAGCUCCAGAGUUACAUCUACUUCUGGCAUGUCGCUCAAAGACCUGGAGCGAGGGACUCCGGAAGCAGCAGAGUUCUUAGAGCUUCUUGGACCCGAGUACAGCAACAUGGUCUCGGAGCAGGAUUUAUUAUACACUGCACCUAUCAGGAUUCAACAGGAAGUGACUGCGGGCCCCGAGCCAUAUGACUCCCACCAUUUUGUAAGUGGUGGGUUCUUGUACACUGAACCUUGGGGCACUUGUAGCGGCACCUCUAAAAAGUCAGGAGACAUGCGGACAGUACCAGUACAGCCAAAUCUUUAUGCCCACACAGACCUUUCUGGCAGCGUGCCUGUGGAACAGAGCGCGCCAUGUGCACUUACCUUUUCAAACUUCUUCACAGACUGCUCCACACCUCCAGUCUCCUACGAUCUGGUGAACGGAUACAACAGAGGGAGCUUUUCUUCUCUUUAGGCCAGAGAUUUUCAGUUAUAAUAAAAACAACAAAAACUCUUCUGCAUUUUUCAGUACGGUAUUGAAAAAGGACGCUACCUACAUGUAUUGCCCUUUUAAUCCUAAAACAUUUGACUCAAAACCAGCUAAGGGUUUAGUGUUUGAUGGGAUAACGUAUACAGUAGCAACCUGUAAAAGCUAUACAAUCUUAAGAUGGCCUUUACAUCUAAGGACGAACUUUUCUCCAAUUAUUUAAUGAAAACAAAAUGCAUUUUACCCAUUUCUAAUCAUAAAUUAACAAAACUAUGCUUGAGAAAUUUAUUUUAUUGCUCCCUGUAAAUAAAACAACAAAAAACACUUUGGACCUCUUAUCCUUUAUCAUGCAUUGUUUGAUUUAUAAUAUUACGAAUUUGCAGCAAUGAUUUGUUACAGAGCUGAUCUCAGGGGAUCUGCUUUUUUGUUUAACUGAAUUGUCACAAAUAUACAGUGACCCCAUUUAAGUAUUUGAUCACUUAAGCAACACUUAAGAUGUAUGAGUUUAUUUCCAUGUGAUAACAAAAAUAUGAAAUCAAGUGGUGUUUGAAAAUAAUAAUAAUAAUAAUAAUUUCUUCCCUCUCUUAUAGCUAACUUCACUCUGGUUAUUUUUGCAGUCAUUUCUAAUCGAACAGUGUUGCAGUGGCUGUAUAAAGAGGAUAUACAGUAUUUAUUAUGUAAAUUAUAUUAAACUUACA
Molecule: messenger RNA, 1697 nt
Organism: Carassius carassius (crucian carp)
Lineage: Eukaryota; Metazoa; Chordata; Actinopteri; Cypriniformes; Cyprinidae
Product: protein FAM181B
Exons: 1
Coding region: 22-987 (321 amino acids)
Source: RefSeq, a predicted model, not a curated record